Puntigrus tetrazona (Sumatra barb) is the source of this 2955-nucleotide messenger RNA. It is a transcript of the gene abhd15a, whose product is annotated as abhydrolase domain containing 15a. The record is from RefSeq and is a predicted model, not a curated record. Gene Ontology annotation, molecular function: short-chain carboxylesterase activity; monoacylglycerol lipase activity. Lineage: Eukaryota; Metazoa; Chordata; Actinopteri; Cypriniformes; Cyprinidae. The transcript has 3 exons. The coding region runs from base 505 to 1911 and encodes 468 amino acids.
AACAGGGAUGAUUCACGGGCUCGAGCCAGUGUGUGAUGCGACUCCACACAGAAAACUAUCUGACAAUCACUCAUCACUAUAGCUGUUCUGUGGCACACCGCCGAAAUGAGCACAAAAAUGCCACAAGACUGCACGAGUCUGACAGGCGGGUGCAGGUGAAGAGUUGACUGCGAAAGAGGAUCUAUUGCAUAAUCAGACGGAGCACAAAGAGAGGCAGCGAGGGCGCUUCAUUUUGAACUAUGGCGGCAACACACCACAUUGUUCUGACAUAAAUUUUGAUUAUGGGAAAACGUGCCUGCGACGAAUUCCUGGAUAUGUGGAUAAAAACCAUCCUGCCUCAGAACUUUGAAGUUAAAAUAGUCGCUACCAGAGGCUGCCUGCAUUUUUAGGCUACUACCUGCGCUAUCAAUUAACACUAAACUGACUCGCUUCUGUCAUUUGGUGGGGCUUUUAAACCCGAACCGGAGGCUUUCGGAGGUAGGUUACUCAACUGCAGCCGUUCAAAUGCUGGAAUGGAUUGGUGCUGCUUGUUUCGUGGUUUUAAUGGCCAUACUCUGGCCAGUGGUGAAGUGUUUUGGAGCGGAGAGUCACUCCACGCUGCUGCUUCCACGGCGCGAGGGGAAGAGAUCCGCGGAGAGAUGCGACUCGAAACUAGAGGGACGAGGUGAAUCGGACGCGCUCGCCUUGAUAUGCAAACCCUCGGCGCUGGCAAACUACCUUCUCAAACACUGCAUGAGUUUUUGCAAGUCUUUGGCGAUACCAAAAUGGAACUGGCGAACGAGUUCGUCUUUGCAGACCGUUUUCGGCGCUUUGUGGCCGUUUGACUGUCCGGUGCAUUUCAUCCGAGAUCAUUUGCAGUUGAGCGAUGAUGGACUCGUGGCGUUGGACUGGGCUGUUGUUGGUGCAGCACAUCACAAGAGGCGCAGGACGUCCAGUAAUUCCACAAGUCCAGUUCUGCUCAUCAUUCCCAACUCUUUUGGGAAAAUCACCAGGAAUUUGCUAAAGCUCUGUGAGGCAGCUCUGAGUCAUGGCUACCUCCCUGUGAUCUUCAACCGCCGGAGUCAGAACGGGACGCCGCUCUGUACGGUGAAGCUGCAGCAGUUCGGUGACCCGACUGACCUGCGGGAAGCGGUGCGCUACAUUCGGUACCGACAGCCAGCGGGCCAGAUCUACGCCGUGAGUGAGAGCACCGGUUCGGGACUCCUGCUGUCCUACUUGGGCGAAUGCGGCUCCUCCAGCUACGUGACGGCUGCGGCCUGCCUGUCUCCGGUUUUCCGCUGCCAGAGCUGGUUUGAGAGUGGCCCGACCUGGCCGUUCCACUGGGCUCUCGUGCUUUACCAAAAAAUCUGCCUCAGCAGGUAUAAAACGGUGCUCGGAGAGCUUGUCCACACGGACAGUUUGUUCUCCAGCUGCUCUUUGAAGGCGAUGGAGGAGACGCUGUUCUGUCAUGCUGGCUCGAAAGGGACGACGGAGGGAGCAGGUAGCUGGGAGGCGUACUGGGAGCGUAACGAUCCACUGAGGGACAUAGAUGAAGUGGCCAUUCCUGUGCUGUGUGUGUGCAGCCAGGACGACCCCAUCCGAGGGGAGCCUCAGGCCACGCUACCGUUAGAGCUUUUUGAGAGCAACCCGCAUUUCUUCCUGCUUUUGACUGCCCACGGAGGCCACUGUGGCUUCUCCACAUCAGACGAGGGCCCGAUCGUCUGGAGCCACCAGGCCGUGCUGGAGUUCUUUCGGGCCACCACUGAUUUCUUCGCCGCGGAGGAGCGAGCCAAGCUGGCGGCCCGGCGGAGGGGUCUGAGCGGCGCUGGCAAGACUUUCCGCCAUCGCAGUGUCAGCACAUGCAAAAGACUGCCCGUCUGCUCGCAUAACAUUCACGCCAUUUACAACUGGCAGAGGUCCUACACCAGAUAAUGAUGUGCACUUCGUAUGGGAUUACGGAGAGACUGAAAUAGCCAAGAACACUGCCAGAUAAGGAUAAAUUAGAACCCUUUGUCUGAUCUGCUGUCCGUCGCAGCCAAGAAAACCAGCAGUCGGGUCAAAAUAUCUCUGUUUACAUUUCAAGACCAUUCAGAGUUUGGGCUACCGCUGUCAACAGGCAAACAGAGGAUGCUAAAACAUUCGAUUUUAGUCAAGAAAGUUGAAGUAGAACAUUAGAAAGGUGGUGUUACGGAAUCAUAGUUUUCACAUUCAGUGGCAAGAAUAACUUUUUAAUCAGUAUUUUUGAUAGCAUCUUUGGUUUAAGAUUAAUUAGAUAUGUCAAAAUAUUUUUUAACCACGGUGGCUUACAUUUAGAAAACAAUUACGGUCAAAACAAGAAAACAACUUUUUGCUAAUUAAACUAAAUUUUGAUUUGAUAUGUUUUAAAUAAAUUUCUUAGUCAACUGGCAAUUUUCUGGUUAAAACAAGAAACAUUCAAUAUAUUCAAUUAUUAUUAUAAUUUUUUAAAUGAUACAAAUACUGAUUAAAAAUAUAUUUUUUUGCAUAAUUGAACGGAAGUAUAUACUUUAGCCUUAAGGUUUUGCUCGGAUUGGUCCAAACGUUUCAAAACAUCAUUCCAAAAUCUAGAUGAAACUAUUAGUGGCUACAUAGUGGCCUUUCGUUUUGGACGUCUGUAAUAUUUUUGCUCUGUCUGCAUUAGUACAUUCUCUGCACAUGAUAAUGAAAAGUGACGUUCUGUAAUUUUCUCUGUAUAAUACUGUUUAUUUCGACUUGUCUCCGCUGUAAGAGAAGGAGCCUGUGGAGUCAGUCAGCACUGCUGGGGUUUCAGGGAAAGCUGGUCUCCCGUUGACAUGGGUGGAGCUCCAACACUGAUUUAUUUUUCCCUCUGUUUUUCUUCCCUGCCUUUCCUAUCGCCAUUUCAAACAUUUUUGUAAUGUCUAUCUAGUGUCAUAGCCCAUUGUUUGUAUGUUAUAUUAUCUGUGAACACGGGAGCUUUAAUUAAAGGUUUCGGCUGAA